AUGUCAAGAGACAAUGAGAAGAUAUAUGUAUUUAUAAACAGUGGAACCGUGCGCCAUCAAAAACGAAUGAACAGCAUAUUAGAGCCUUAUCUAUCUAUCUAUCUAUCACAGUCUAAAUACUACAGUCCACUAUCUAUCUAUCUAUCUAUCUAUCUAUCACAGUCUAUAUGCUACAGUCCAAUAUCUAUCUAUCACAUCCACUAUCUAUCUAUCUAUCUAUCUAUCUAUCUAUCUAUCUAUCUAUCUAUCACAGUCUAUAUACUACAGUCCAAUAUCUAUCUAUCUAUCUAUCUAUCUAUCUAUCAUAGUCUAUAUACUACUGUCCAAUAUCUAUCUAUCACAGUCUAUAUACGACAGUCCACUAUCUAUCUAUCUAUCUAUCUAUCACAGUCUAUAUACUACAGUCCAAUAUCUAUCUAUCUAUCUAUCUAUCUAUCUAUCUAUCUAUCACAGUCUAUAUACUACAGUCCAAUAUCUAUUCAUCUAUCACAGUCUAUAUACUACAGUCCGCUAUCUAUCACAGUCUAUAUACUAGUCCACUAUCUAUCUAUCUAUCACAGUCUAUAUACUACAGUCCACUAUCUAUCUAUCACAGUCUGUAUACUACAGUACACUAUCAAUCGAUCACAGUCUAUAAACUACAGUCCAAUAUCUAUCUAUCACAGUCUAUAUACGACAGCCCACUAUCUAUCUAUCUAUCUAUCUAUCUAUCUAUCACAGUCUAUAUACUACAGUCCAAUAUCUAUUCAUCUAUCACAGUCUAUAUACUACAGUCCGCUAUCUAUCUAUCACAGUCUAUAUACUAGUCCACUAUCUCUCUAUCUAUCACAGUCUAUAUACUACAGACCACUAUCUAUCACAGUCUGUAUACUACAGUACGCUAUCAAUCUAUCACAGUCUAUAAACUACAGUCCAAUAUCUAUCUAUCACAGUCUAUAUACUACAGUCCACUAUCUAUCUAUCUAUCUAUCUAUCACAGUCUAUAUACUACAGUCCACUAUCAUCUAUCUAUCUAUCUAUCUAUCUAUCUAUCUAUCUAUCUAUCACAGUCUAUAUACUACAGUCCAAUAUCUAUCUAUCACAGUCUAUAUACUACAGUCCACUAUCUAUCACAGUCUAUAUACUACAGUCCAAUAUCUAUCUAUCUAUCUAUCUAUCUAUCUAUCUAUCUAUCUAUCACAGUCUAUAUACUACAGUCCGCUGUCAAUCUAUCACGGUCUAUAUACUACAGUCCACUAUCUAUCUCUCACAGUCUAUAUACUGCAGUCUGCUAUCUAUCUAUCACAGUCUAUAUCCUACAGUCCGCUAUCUAUUUAUCAGUCUAUAUACUACAGUCCAAUUAUCUAUCUAUCUAUCUAUCUAUCUAUCUAUCUAUCUAUCUAUCUAUCACAGUCUAUAUACUACAGUCUGCUAUCAAUCUAUCACAUCCAAUAUCUAUCUAUCACAGUCUAUAUACUACAGUUCAAUAUCUAUCUAUCUAUCUAUCACAGUCUAUAUACUACAGCCCGCUAUCUAUCUAUCACAGUCUAUAUACUACAGUCCAAUAUCUAUCUAUCACAGUCUAUAUACUACAGUCCGCUUUUUAUCUAUCACAGUCUAUAUACUACAAUGCACUAUCUAUCUAUCUAUCUACCUCAGUCUAUAUACUACAGUCCAAUAUCUAUCUAUCACAGUCUAUAUUUCAAAUUUCAAACAGUUCAAAAUUACCCUAUGCAAAAGUAA
Acanthosepion pharaonis is the source of this 1722-nucleotide messenger RNA. NCBI's taxonomy places the organism in Eukaryota, Metazoa, Mollusca, Cephalopoda, Sepiida, Sepiidae. The record is from the annotation of a GenBank genome assembly.